Nomia melanderi (Alkali bee) is the source of this 1576-nucleotide messenger RNA. RefSeq names its product calaxin. The record is from RefSeq and is a predicted model, not a curated record. Gene Ontology annotation, molecular function: calcium ion binding. NCBI's taxonomy places the organism in Eukaryota, Metazoa, Arthropoda, Insecta, Hymenoptera, Halictidae.
AACGGUUGAAAAGUUAGAUCGAUUCCUUCCUGUAACCGUUGACGACGGCAAAGAAACAAUCGCGGCGAGUUUACUACCCGUUGGACGAGAUGACCGAAGAGCGCGGCAGUUCCUCGAAUAUGAAACCUCGAACCGAUCACGGAACGGUCGGCGCCGGCGCCAGCGUCGCCGUUGGCGUCGGCGCCGAGGCCAGGAACGUUGCAAACAUUCGAGCUGGCUCAACCCUCAUGAAGAGCGUGUCUAUCUUCUUGAUGAGCGGUCGCAAAGCUUCGGUGGACUCGAGGAAGUUGAUUUCCGACGGGCCGAAACGCGAAUCUCGAAAAAGGCAUCGCGGAAGGAUGCCAGACGGCGGAAGCGGUACCAGAAAUUCGACGCACACCGUCAAGCUCAUCGAGUCACUCCGGAAGAAAACCAGAUUCUCCUGGCUGGAAUUGGAUAAUCUGUGCAAGCUCUACAAAAAGUUAACCAGUUCCGGGCAGCAACAAGUAGGACAACCGUUCGUCAUCGGCAGGAGGCAGCAAUCGAGCCACGCUAUAGAGGGUAUCGACAGAACCGUGUUCAGGGAGUUGCUGCACAACACGUUCAAAGUCAUCACAGAGGACGCGCUGGUGGAGCGUAUAUACUGCUGCUGGGAUCGGGAGAACGAAGGGAUCAUCCGGCUGGAACCGUGGGUGAUGGGCCUGGACCUGUAUCUCCGAGGCAGCCUGCGUGAGAAGAUCGAGUUUUGCUUCAAAGUUUACGACCUGAACAACGACGGCUUCAUCGCCAGAGACGAAAUCUUCCAGUUGUUCAAGAACUGCAUGAUGAAACAACCGGGCGAGGAAGAUCCGGAGGAGGCGGUCAGGGAUCUGUCGGAAUUAGUGUUGAAGAAACUGGACGUGGAUCGUGACGGGAAGAUUUCCUUUCAGGACUACAAGGUGGCUAUUACCGGGGAACCGUUGCUCCUCGAGGCUUUCGGACAAUGCUUGGCCACGGAGGAGACGUGCGCUUGUAUUCUCGCCACGUUACAGUAACGGGCCCGGUAAACGUUUCUUUAACGAUCUUCCGGCGCCGCAAUUAGGGAACCUAGGAUAGACGAAAAUGCAAAGGUCGUUAGGAUUUCUGGAAACGAAUGGGUACACUUUCGUAAAACGGUCGAUCCGUUCGACAAACUUUGUAAUCAUGGCACCUGCCGUUUAUUAAAAACAAAUUCGAUAGUAACCGUAAUUACAAACAAUAAUAAUAUUAAUAAUAAUAAUAUAAUAUAAUAAUAUUAUAAUAUAAUAAUAAUAAUAGUAAUAAUAAUAGUAAUAAUAAUAAUAAUAGCAAUAAUAAUAGUAUAAUUACAAAAUACGUUCGAUCUGGCUUUCUUACAGCGUGCUUUGCUGAAUCAGUCUUAACCCUCGGAUUACCAAGCAUCGAAAUCUUUUGUUCUCUUUCCCCAGAAGCGGUUUUCUUUUUCCACCCCCACCCCCCCUUCGAAGCUUCGCGAGAGUUUCUCGUUGUCUCGAAAACAAUCGAUCGAACCGGCGAUUCUCGACCGAUAACCCGAAGGCUAAUUAAACUAUGAAACGGUCUAGAGGUAUGUUACAGUGAU